AUGAUUGCCCCCUCUAGAAUGCACGCCUCGAGUCUGCUCCAUCUGCCUACUGAGGUCAUCCAAAUGAUAGUGGAUCACCUGUGGCCCGACGAAACCAUAGCGCUUCUCAUUGCAGUCCCCAAGCUCGCUCAUCUCUUGACUGAUGAGCAUCUGGCGUAUCGGGAUGGAUGGGGCUACACCAUCUUGCACUGGGCCGUUUCCAAAAACGCCGAAGCGAUCGUCAACCUCAUCGCCAGACGUUGUGCUCAGGAUCAGGUGGCAACUUACCGGGGCCAGACACCCUUACAUCUUGCUGUUUCUAGAGGUCUCAACGAAAUUACUAGAAUGCUUGUCGAUGCCGGUUUUGACUUGUUGGCCAAGGACGGAGUAGGAAGAACCCCCCUUCAUUGGGCCUGUUAUAACAGCGGCAGGCACAGCAACCUUGCUGAAAUUGUCCAGUUCCUGCUUGCUAAGGGGGCCGACCCUUCAACUGUGGCAGAUCUCAAGGAAACACUUCUGCACGUCAUUCUUGAGGCUAACUGGAAUCCCAAUCUCACCGUCGUCCAGAUGGUAAUCGAUGCGGGAGUUGACGUCAACGCCUUGGACAUUGAUGGACUUUCGCCUCUCUGGUGGUCUGUCACCAAUGGUCAUGAAGAUGCUUUCGAACUUCUUCUUGCUCACGGAGCAGACCCUCAUAUACGCACCUACCUGGGAACGAUUCUACACGAGGCAGUUGCGUAUGGACGAGUGAAGUUGGUGAAACGGGCGGUUGAGAUUGGUGUCGAUCUCUCUGUGCGAGACGGCGGAACCAAUGACACUGCAUUGAGGAUGGCUACUCAUCGUGGGCGUAUCAACAUUGCUCAGAUACUCAGGGAUGCAGGCGCUGAGACCUGA
This is a messenger RNA of Aspergillus thermomutatus, 873 nucleotides long. RefSeq names its product ankyrin repeat domain-containing protein. Gene Ontology annotation, molecular function: protein binding. The record is from RefSeq and is a predicted model, not a curated record. NCBI's taxonomy places the organism in Eukaryota, Fungi, Ascomycota, Eurotiomycetes, Eurotiales, Aspergillaceae. The transcript has a single exon. Bases 1 to 873 code for a protein of 290 amino acids.